Messenger RNA from Ambispora leptoticha, 1041 nucleotides. Lineage: Eukaryota; Fungi; Glomeromycota; Glomeromycetes; Archaeosporales; Ambisporaceae. The record is from the annotation of a GenBank genome assembly.
AUGGUGGCGCCUUUUCAACCUAACCAAUCAGCAAAAACUAGUAGAGACGGGACAAUGAAACUAUCCAGAAGAUCUAAUCCACCCGGUCCUACUUCUGCAGCUGACCAGGAUGAAUAUUUUGAGAGCUGUGCUAUACAAGAGUUCCUUGGACACACCCAAACAGUUCGUACUGUUGCCUGGAAUAGUGAUGGGAGCAAACUCGCUAGUGGCUCCGUAGACAAGACAGUGAGAUUGUGGCACCCUGACCUGCCUACAAAUUCAGAGAGACUGACCGGCCAUACAGAUAGUGUCGAUCAGUUAUGCUGGAGCCCACAAUCAAAUCAUUUACUUGCCACGGCCUCAGGUGACAAGACUGUAAGGUUUUGGGACACACGAAAUAACCGAUGUGUCAAUGUAACGAACACUACUGGUGAAAAUAUAAAUAUCGCUUGGAGUGGGAAUGGUGAAACUGUCGCUGUUGGCGAUAAGGAUGAUCAAAUAACUUUUAUAGAUACACGUCAUAUAAAUGGUCGUCGUGAAUUCAAAGUAAAGAAAACUUAUAAAGAAUCCGCUGAAAACCAUGAGGAGAUCAAUGAAAUCAGCUGGUCUAUGGAUUGCAAAAACUUUUUUAUUACUACUGGAUCUGGCGCUGUCAAAGUUUUUGAUUGGCCUUCGAUGGUUUUUCAUCAGGAAGCGAAAGCUCACACGGCGAAUUGUUAUUGUAUCGAUUUCGACCCAAAGGGAAGAUAUUGGGCAACUGGUGGUGCUGAUGCACUUGUAUGCCUUUUCGAUUAUGAAAUGAUCGGAAUCAGAUCUUAUGAUUCUUUACAUUUUCCUGUAAGAACCUUAAGUUUUACACAUGACGGAACAUACUUGGCAUCUGCUUCCGAAGAUGAACAUAUAAUUAUUACAAAUGUCCUAACAGAGCAAAAAGAGAAUCAAGAAGCUUUCCGUAUUCCCACAAAAGCAGCCACGAACUCUGUCGCAUGGAACCCGAAAAAUUAUCUAUUAGCCUAUGCGGGGGAUGAAGUAAAUCCAGACAAAUCAUAUGUUGGUCUUAAA